GAAUCUGUUGGAGAUUUGAUGAUAAGGAAUAUUCAGUUAAACCAUUCAGGAAAAUACAUGUGCACUGUACAAACAACUCUAGAAAUUUUAUCUGCUGUAGCUGACAUCAUUGUUAGAGGUCCCCCAGGUCCCCCAGAGGAUGUGAGAGUGGAACACAUUUCCAGUAGUACUUCUCAACUCAGCUGGAAACCAGGCCCAGAUAAUAACAGUCCCAUUCAAAUAUUUACUAUUCAGACUCGAACAGCAUUUUCUUUGGGUUGGCAGGCUGCUUCUACAGUUCCAGAAAUCCUGAAUGGUAAAACAUACAAUGCAACAGUGGUUGGUUUGAGCCCUUGGGUGGAGUAUGAAUUCCGUGUUGUUGCUGGCAACAGCAUUGGGAUUGGAGAACCAAGUAAACCAUCAGAAUUGUUAAGAACCAAAGCAUCAGUCCCAGUAGUGGCGCCAACAAACAUCAAUGGAGGUGGAGGAAGUCGGUCUGAACUCGUCAUUACGUGGGAGUCAAUUCCAGAAGAACUACAGAAUGGUGAGGGAUUUGGAUAUAUUGUCAUGUUUCGGCCAGUUGGCUCAACAACCUGGACCAAGGAAAGAGUGGUUUCUGUGGAGUCAUCAAGGUUCAUUUACAGAAAUGAGAGCAUCAUCCCCCUCUCUCCCUUUGAAGUCAAAUUCUUUAGAUUCCAUUAUGAAUCUGUAUUCACCUAUUGUAUUUUUAUUUCCUCCCUGUAUGUAUUAGACAGAUUACUUUGUUGCUGUUUACCUGUUUUAUUUAGAAAAUAUUCUGUCAUUUAUGCUUCUGUCUCCUUCUCAUAUCCUAGUUGUUGGGAAACAAUGACUUGUUUGUUCUUUAUUCUUAAUGAUCAGGUGUUAUACUGGACAGAUGACUCCAAAGAAUCCAUGAUUGGUAAAAUUAGAGUCAGUGGAAAUGUCACAGUCAAAAACAUCACAGGGCUGAAGGCAAAUACAGUCUACUUUGCUUCUGUGAGGGCUUAUAAUACUGCUGGGACAGGGCCUUCAAGUGCUCCUGUCAAUGUCACCACAAAAAAGUCUCCUCCAAGUCAACCACCAGCAAAUAUUGCCUGGAAACUGACAAACUCUAAAUUAUGCUUGAACUGGGAGCAUGUAAAAACCAUGGAAAAUGAGUCUGAAGUGUUGGGCUACAAGAUUCUGUACCGACAAAACAGGCAAAGUAAAACUUAUAUUUUGGAAACAAACAAUACAUCAGCUGAGCUUCUGGUUCCAUUUGAAGAAGAUUACUUGAUUGAAAUAAGAACAGUCAGUGAUGGUGGGGAUGGAAGCAGCAGUGAGGAAAUUAGGAUUCCAAAAAUGUCAAGUUUAAGUUCCAGAGGAAUUCAAGUCUUAGAACCUAGCAUCCAUUUUCUGUCAAUUGUCCUUGUGACUUUUUACUGUUUUGCUAUCCAGUCACUUAUAUGA
Molecule: messenger RNA, 1428 nt
Organism: Trichechus manatus latirostris (Florida manatee)
Lineage: Eukaryota; Metazoa; Chordata; Mammalia; Sirenia; Trichechidae
Product: contactin-6
Exons: 9
Biological process (GO): cell-cell adhesion; axon guidance; brain development
Cellular component (GO): axon; plasma membrane
Molecular function (GO): cell-cell adhesion mediator activity
Source: RefSeq, a predicted model, not a curated record